AUGGGCAAAAGAAAGUUGGAAGAAGCGAAGGCUAAAGACAAAGUCGAUGCACAAAGCGUCAGCGGCAGUUUUGGUGAUGAAGUUGAAGACGAACCGAAAGCAGUGAAAAAUGGAGCAAAUAAUAGUGAAAAUAGCGAGGACGACGAUGAAGAUGACGGAGAUGAUGACGAAGAAGAAGAGGAAGACAAAACUCCGAAACAUUCGCAUCCACCAAGCAAGAAACAGAAGAAAGCAUUAUCGGCACAAGAAGUUCAAGUUGCACGAGAAACGGCGGAACUUUUCAAGUCGAAUAUCUUUAAAUUACAAAUAGACGAGUUGGUAAAGGAAGUGAAGUUGAAGGACAGCCAUGUGACCAAGAUUGAGAAAGUCUUGCACCGAUUGCACGAUUUCAUAAAUAAAAUACCACCGAUCGAAAAUUUAACGUUGCAGCAAGCUGAAAACCACUUUAACUCGAAGAAGUUAGUCAUUCCAUUCCCAGACCCUAAGCCAACUAAGGUGAAUUAUACAUUUUCGUACUUGGCACCAGAAGAUGUGUCGUUAGUUGGAUCGUUUGGAUUAAAAACAGGAAUAAGUCAGGCCGACGGUAUGUCGAUUGAUAUUGCGUUGACAAUGCCAAGUGAAUUAUUUCAACCAAAAGACUAUUUAAACUAUAGAGCAUUAUACAAGAGAGCGUUCUAUUUGGCAUAUGUCGCUGACAACUUGAUUCCGUUGUCGAAAAAAAACAAUUUACCCAUUAAGAUCACCUACCAAUUUUUGAACGACGAUAUUUUGUGUCCUGUAUUGAAGUUGGAAAGUAUUAAGACCGAUAAUCAGGACGAUUUAAGUUUCCAUAAAACCAAGUUUACAAUCAAUAUAAUAGCAGGAUUCCCAUUUGGCGUAUUUGACGCUAAGAAAUUAUUACCGGAUAAGAACUGUAUAAGAGUACAAGCUGAAUCAAAAGACCUCCCACCAACACCUAUAUACAAUUCUUCUAUACUUUCACUGACUUCAUAUGAUUACUAUUUAAAAUUCUUGUACACUAGCAGGAAGUCAACUGAAGCAUUUAAGGAUGCUUGUAUAUUAGGAAGAUUAUGGUUGCAACAGAGAAACAUGGGGUCGGCUGUGAAUAAAGGUGGAUUUGGCCAUUUUGAAUUCGCUAUAUUGAUGAGCGCAUUAUUGAAUGGUGGUGGGGUUAAUGGUAAUAAGAUUUUGUUACAUGGAUUUUCGUCAUAUCAAUUAUUCAAAGGUACUAUAAAAUAUUUAGCUACGAUGGACUUAUCGACAGGAUAUCUUUCUUUUUCAAGUCAAAUUGGUGAAGAUGUUACCUCAAAGUACAAUCCUGAAGCUGGGUUUAAUGUUCCAACUAUAUUCGAUAAGAAUGUUAAAUUAAAUAUACUAUGGAAAAUGACUAAAUCAUCGUAUCAAACUUUGCAGGUUCAAGCAAUGGACACCCUUCACUUACUUAACGACGUGGUUAAGGAUAGAUUCGAUCCUAUUUUGUUACAAAAGACUUCUUUUGAUCAAAUGAAGUAUGACGUUGUUUUGAACUUAUCCAUUCCUGAUGAUUUGUACGAUGCAUUCGGCGCAUUGGAAAAAAUAUCAUUCAUUAGUUUUGAUAAUUUCUUGAAACACAAAUUGUACCUAAUUUUAAAGAAUGCCUUAGGGGAAAGAAUUUCGGACUUACACAUAAGAAACGAAAAAUUCAGUAAUAUUUUCCCGAUUAAUAAAAGAAAACCUUCGAAUAUUAACAAUAACUAUAUUAUUGGCCUUCAAUUGAAUCCAGAUGAAUGUGAAAAGUUGGUUAGUAAAGGACCAAAUAAUGAUGAUGAAGCAUUGGGCGUGAAGUUCAGGUCGUUUUGGGGUUCAAAAGCAUCUUUAAGAAGAUUCAAAGAUGGGACUAUUCAGCACUGUGUUGUUUGGACAGCAAAAGCGAACGAACCAAUUGUUUUGUCAAUUAUUAAAUAUUCGCUUGACUUGCAUUUACAUUCAGAUAUCUCGCAACACUUGGUUUUCGAAGCUUCUGGUUUCAAUAAUAGAUUACCUACUCCAUUAUUGCCAUCAGCAUCAAACCAGCUGAUUACAUCUUUGUCAAGUUUCACUAAUUUAAAGAACUCAUUCGAGGGCUUAUCAAAGAUUUUGAGUAAUCUUGAUUUACCACUUAAUAUCAAGGCGUUAUUGCCUGCGUCGACAAGCUUUAGAUACUCAUCUUUAUUGCAACCUGUUCCAUUUGCAUUAGCAAACCCUGAUUUCUGGAAUGAUGUUGUGUUACAGUUUGAAACAUCGACUAGAUGGCCCGAUGAAAUCAGUGCUUUGGAAAAUACGAAGACCGCCUUUUUAUUGAAAAUUCUUGAAAUAUUAAAUCAAGAAACCGCAUAUAAGUCGUUUAUAACCAGAGAUGAUUCAAUUCUGUUUAAUGAAUCGAUAAGCCUUUUGAAUAUUUUGACACCUGAAGGAUAUGGUUUCAGAAUAAGAGUGCUUACUGAAAGAGAUGAAGUCUUAUAUUUAAGAGCUGUUAAUAAUGCUGACAAACAAAAGGCUUUGUUACAAGAUGUGUACUUGGAAUUUAACCUGAAAUAUUUAGGUGUUGUCAAACACACAAGAACCGUGAGUACUUUAGCUCACCAUUUCCCAUUUUAUUCACCAACGGUAAGGUUAUUUAAACAGUGGUUAGAUUCACAAUUGUUAAUGCAUCAUUUUACAGAUGAACUUAUAGAGUUGAUUGCAUUGAAGCCUUUCGUUGAUCCUGCUCCUUAUUCUGUACCACACUCCGUAGGUAAUGGAUUUUUGCAGAUUUUGAAUUUCUUAUCCACCUGGAACUGGAAAGAAGAUUCCUUAAUAUUGGACUUGGCAAAAAGCUCUAAUGACGUGGAAGAAGAGUUGACAAUAAGAUUAAGUGAUAGAUUGUCCAUACAAGCACAUCAAGUAAUCGAACAAAAUUUCGAAAAGAUAAGAAAGACUGAUCCAUCGGGGAUCAGGACGCAGUUAUUCAUUGGCUCAAAGGAUGAUCCAUCUGGUAUUUUAUGGUCGAAUAAUUUGACUUUACCUAUAGCUAGUAGAUUAACAGGAUUAGCCCGUGUUGCUAUUCUGUUACUCAAGACCGAAGGAUUUUCGGAUUCAAAUAUUGACAUGCUUUUUACUCCUGCCUUAAAAGAUUAUGAUUUCGUUGUCAAAGUCAAAACCAACAAUUUGACUACUUCGUCAGGUAUUUUACCGUCAAAUACGUUCAAGAAUUUGGUAGGAACUGAAACUUCCUUUCCAGAUGAUGUCACUACUAAAUAUGAUUUAGUUCAAGCAUAUGUUGAUGAUCUUAACAGAAAGUUCGGUAACGUUAUUCUUUUUUCUACCAGAAAGUUUACUGGCUUAAAUGAAGAUGGGUCGAAUGUUAUUAGUGGGAUAUUUGUUCCAAACAGCAUAUCUAAGAAGAAAUUUAGAGCUAAUUUGGGAAUCAAUGUCAAGCCUGUUGAAGAUCAAAAAGAAGAUGUUAUUGUCAAUAAGGAUGCUAUUUUCAAUCAAAUUACAUUAUUAGGUGGUGAUUUAGUUCAGUCCAUCAAAAUUAAGAAAUAA
This is a messenger RNA of Debaryomyces hansenii CBS767, 3543 nucleotides long. It is a transcript of the gene UTP22, whose product is annotated as rRNA-processing protein. NCBI's taxonomy places the organism in Eukaryota, Fungi, Ascomycota, Pichiomycetes, Serinales, Debaryomycetaceae. Gene Ontology annotation, biological process: tRNA export from nucleus; rRNA processing. Gene Ontology annotation, cellular component: small-subunit processome; CURI complex; UTP-C complex. The record is from RefSeq and is a predicted model, not a curated record. Bases 1 to 3543 code for a protein of 1180 amino acids. The transcript has a single exon.